Cylas formicarius (sweet potato weevil) is the source of this 1355-nucleotide messenger RNA. RefSeq lists its product as uncharacterized. Lineage: Eukaryota; Metazoa; Arthropoda; Insecta; Coleoptera; Brentidae. The record is from RefSeq and is a predicted model, not a curated record. The transcript is spliced from 4 exons. The coding region runs from base 86 to 1303 and encodes 405 amino acids.
UACGAUUAAACGCUAUUAAAUGAGUAUUCGUCGGUGUCGGAGCGAAUUGCUAAUGGACACGUAGUGGCAAUCGGUGCGGUGGAUCAUGUCGGACGAACCGGGAAACAUCAAAAAUUUGGAUGAACUUCUUAGACCCCACUUGAAAAGUGCCGAAUCGAUCGAAGAUGUGAGAACCACCAGGCUGACGGCUGUAGGCGACAAUUACGGUUCGUUGAUGCUGAGGCUGGAAAUCAAGCUGAGAAAUGACGGGACAAAAGACUCUCGAACUUUGGAGGUUGUAGCGAAAACGCUGCCGCGCAGUGAAUUCGUCCGGCAGAUUUUCAACGUCCAGGUCACCUUUAAGAACGAAAUUGCAUUUUACACGUCGGUUAUACCCGCACUGGAUCGCUUCGCAAAGGAAAGGGAUGCCAGCGCGACUACUGACUUUGUUCCCAAAUCUUACGGGGGUCGAAUCAACCUCAACCCUGAUAACGACGUAGUGGACGAUGACGCAGUUUUGAUAUUGGAAAAUUUAAAAAUUUUAGGCUACAAAAAUGGUUCCAGGCAGGAAGGGCUCGACUUGCAGACCUCCAAACUUGUAUUGGAUGCAUUCGUCAAGCUACACGCUUAUUCCAUAGCUCUCAGAUUGGAGGAACCGGCAGUGUUCGAGUCGGAAGUCAAGCCCUACCUUCACGACUUCAUUGUUGACGACAAAUUCAUCAAAGACAUGGUCGAUAAGACGACGAAUAUCCUAAAGUCCGAGGGCGUCGCCCCAGAUCUAAUCGGACGAUCCAUACAAACAAUUAAAAAUAAAAAUAAGGAUGAGGUAGAGCCGUGGAUCGGUGUGGCACAUAACGAUAGCUGGGUGAACAAUUUUAUGAUAAAGUGGGACGAAGACAAUAAACCCGUGGGCGUGAAACUGGUCGACUUCCAGGUAUGCGAGUACAAAUCAGUCCUGAGGGACAUUUUAUUCUUCCUCUUCACCAGCGUCCGCAACGAUAUCCUAGCUGAUAAUCUGGAUAAAUUGCUAGACCAUUAUUACGAAAAUUUCGUCGCAACGUUGAAAAAUAUAGGAGUUGACGCGUCGAGGUAUUCGAGAGAAUCUUACGACCAGCAUCUGAAGAUUGCUGCGAGGGACUACGUCUACUUCCACGUAGUUAUGAUGUUAGAUCCCAUACUCACCGACAAACCUGUCGAUUUAUCCUCCUUAAGCUUCGAGGAAAUGGAAAAUAUGUCCCAGAUUCAAGAAACGUGCCGACCUCACAAGGACAAGCUUGUGCUGGUAACCAACAUGUUUAACGAAAGGGGCUGGCUGAUUUCGUGAUGAUGCUUUUGUAAAAUAAAUGUGUUAAUUAAAAAUUGAUUAAAGCGAAUUA